AGCAUUCUUUGUGCAACCUGAGCACGCGUACGUGAGUUUUUAUAUAUUACAAUAAAAACUCAAUUAUUUCAAACUGAGAUUUAUUAAACGCAAUAAGUUGUUUACUUUAAGUGCAAGCAAUUAGACGUAAUUUAGUUUGAAAUAGUUUACUUACUUUGUCGCGCGCGUCAUUGGCCAUUUUUCUUGCGUGUGGAAACAUGUCAGCUACGAUGUCAAGUUGUCAAAAGAUUAUUCAAGAUAAUUAUUUCUGUUGAAGAUUAAAAAACAAAAUACGAUAAAAAGACUUCGUCAGAACAAACAAACUGGCUUUACAAGAAAACUUACGACAAAACAGAAGACAAGACGAAAGUACGACGGAAAAUACUGACACUUUUCAGUUGAGAUCAGUUAUUUGCAAGAUGAAGAUACCAAUUCUCGUUGUCUGUGUGGCCGUGAUAUACGGAACUCUCGGCAUAUAUGCUGAAAAAAGUGUCGACAUAAUAAAAGGAAUAACACAUGACAGCAAUUACAUAUCGAAAUAUCCAAAUGCACCUCUGGUAAAAUCUCUCUCAAGACAAAAGAGAUGUCUCAUAAGAGACCUAAUGUCGCCAUUAGAAAUGGGAUUAAGAAUAGUAGGAUUUGCUGGAGAUAACGUUUUGACUAGAUCUGUAUCAGAGUUUAGAAAGUUUGUAAAUGAUAUAUUAUUAUGCUCAACAAAUAGAUCGAUAGAAAAAUUGUCUAUCGAUUUGGUCGAACAAAUGAUGCUGCAUCCGAUUGAAACGACCAAAGAUAUAUGGUGUUACUUCUUGAAUGCGAUGGAAAGUCAAAGCAAUGAAAUGAUACGUGCAACAACUUCAUUAUUAUCGCAAGCGUUCUUUAGAAUAUUUUUACCAGGAUUGCACACAAUAUUGAAUUACCUAGCGGAUGCUCACUUCUUACCUCUCAGUUUGAUGCCCAUGGUCGAAAUGUUUAAUUUAUUAUAUACUUUCUUGAAGCUAUUGGGAUAUGUCCCAUAAAGUGUUUAACUUCUUACUUUUUAAAACAAUUUAAAAACUAUAAGGAAAUAAUGUAAAACCUUUAAAACAGUAUUUAAACUUGUUGCUUGAUCGGUUUAUAAUUGAAUCUUUUUCUCUUCUCUCUCUCUCUCUCACACACACACACACAAUAAACUUUAUACAUCACAUUUGUCUAAAUUACGACAAUUGUUAUAUGUAUAUAUAAAGAGAAAAAAGUACAAUUUAA
Messenger RNA from Pseudomyrmex gracilis, 1221 nucleotides. RefSeq lists its product as uncharacterized. The transcript has 2 exons. The record is from RefSeq and is a predicted model, not a curated record. NCBI's taxonomy places the organism in Eukaryota, Metazoa, Arthropoda, Insecta, Hymenoptera, Formicidae. The coding region runs from base 399 to 995 and encodes 198 amino acids.